Messenger RNA from Vitis riparia (riverbank grape), 1146 nucleotides. RefSeq lists its product as uncharacterized. Lineage: Eukaryota; Viridiplantae; Streptophyta; Magnoliopsida; Vitales; Vitaceae. The record is from RefSeq and is a predicted model, not a curated record. Bases 1 to 1146 code for a protein of 381 amino acids. Gene Ontology annotation, molecular function: nucleic acid binding; RNA-DNA hybrid ribonuclease activity. The transcript has a single exon.
AUGGAGCAAAUAGGCUUGGCCUUGAGGAGCGUCGCACAGAAGCUCAGCCCCUACUUUCAGGCCCAUCAAGUAACUAUGCUCACAAACCAACCACUCAGAAGUAUUUUGCAUGAACCUGACUUGUUUGGGAGAAUGCUGAAGUGGGUCAUAGAGUUGAGCGAGUACGAAAUCAAAUAUCAGCCUAAGUUAGCCAUAAAGCGACAGGUCAUGGCUGAUUUCAUAGCCGAGAUUCCUCAAAAGCCAUUUCAGCUAACAAGACCUAGUAAAGAUGGAUGGUGGAUUUCCCACGUUGAUGGAGCGUCUUGGAUCUCGAGGUCCAGAGUGGGCCUCCUCUUACAAUCACCAAUCGGAGAACAGUUGGAACAGGUUAUCCAGCUCGGGUUCCCAACCUCUAACAAUGAGGCCAAGUAUGAGGUCAUUCUAUCCGGAUUAGACCUUGCUCUUGCCCUAUCAGCAUCUAAGCUUGAAAUAUGUAGUGACUUUCAACUAAUUAUUGGGCAGGUUCAAGAGGAUUACGAAGCCAAAGAUGGACGCAUGGCUCAGUACCUUUCUAAGGUACGAAAUACCCUGGAUAGAUUAAACGAGUGGGCCAUCAAGAAAAUCUCCCACAUAGAAAACGUACAAGUCGAAGCCUUAGUUGGAAGAGGUGUUACGCUCCCUAUAAAAGAAGCAGUAUUACUGGUCGUCCACCUUCAAACUACUUCAUCAAUUGCAGUCGCACCUAUAUGCAACACCAAUGAAACAAGUCUUGGUUGGGCGCACGAGAUUGAAAACUACCUCCGGACAGGUAAUCUACUGGAAGAAAGCAAACGAGCGCAUAAGAUCCGGGUGCAAGUUGCCCGCUUCACUCUAAUCGGGGACUGCCUCUACAGGCGAUCAUUUGGAGGUCCGUACCUCAGGUGCUUAGACAACACGGAAACCCAGUAUGUAUUGGUAGAACUACAUGAGGGUGUAUGUGGCAAUCACACAAGGGGACGAACCCUAGCACAUCGUGCUUAUUCGCAAGAGUACUAUUGGCCCACCAUGAAACAAGAUGUUGAAGACUACGUCAAGAGGUGUGACUGGUGCCAAAGGCACGCACCCAUUCCUCGCAUGCCAUCUGAAAUCCUCAAUCCGAUCACGAGCCCUUGGUCAUUCACACAAUAA